This is a messenger RNA of Exophiala mesophila, 990 nucleotides long. RefSeq lists its product as uncharacterized. NCBI's taxonomy places the organism in Eukaryota, Fungi, Ascomycota, Eurotiomycetes, Chaetothyriales, Herpotrichiellaceae. Bases 181 to 783 code for a protein of 200 amino acids. The record is from RefSeq and is a predicted model, not a curated record. The transcript is spliced from 2 exons.
UUUUCUCUGAUUUGCGUUUGCUCUUCAGGAUAUUCAUAGAUUCGAUACAUAAAGCUACCUCGGGGAUUGUUGACUUUUUCAAAAUCGGUCAUUUUUAAACGUUCAGUCUUCAUCGCCACCUCUUGCCCAACCUCAAUACUUAGCGUUACUAUUUAUCAAGCAAAAUCAAUCAACAUCAAAAUGGCAUCCGCAACCGAAGUCAAGUCAUUCCGCCAAUUAGUCGGAGCACCACCGUCGACUGCAUCGCCUACGGAUUCGACUUUGAUUAUCAUCGACGCACAGAACGAAUACGCCGUCGGCACGCUCAAAACCGUCGACGUGGAGAAUACACGCAAAGCCAUCUCGUCCCUCCUCACAAAAUACCGCUCCGGUGGCGACGGCAAAAACAUUGUGCACAUCGUUCACCAAACCCCCGCGGGCGCGCCCGUCUUCACUCCCGGGACGGCACUGGCCGAGGAAUUCGACGAACUCAAACCCCUUGCUGGGGAGAAAGUGAUUGCGAAACAAAAGGUGUCGAGUUUCGCAGACACGGAUUUGCAUGAGUAUUUGACUUCGUUGGGUGAGAGGGGGAAGAAGACCGUCAUGACGGGGUAUAUGGCUCAUGUAUGUGUUUCGACGGCGGCGAGAGCGGGAUCGGAUUUGGGGUAUGAUAUUGUCCUGCCGGCGGAUGCGAUUGGAGAUAGAGAUAUUCCUGGGUUGACGGGGAGGGAGGUUACGCAAGCGGUACUAAACGAGUUGGCGGAUGCGUUUGGAACCGUGGUGAAGAGUGAGGAUAUUAAAUGAGGAGAUGAGAUGAGAUCACAGAUGAGGAUGGAUGGUUUAUAUGUGUGUGUAAGAGAGAGAGAGAGAGAGAUAGGAAGGGAGAGACGUGAAACCGGGCUUGGUGCUUGGGUAGAAUUGAAAUCUACCAAGACGUCUGUCGUUCAUUAUCAAGAUGUGAUCAAUGUUCCUUACUUGGUUUGUGAAGCCAACAAUUAGCCAUGCAACAAG